Lodderomyces theae is the source of this 2904-nucleotide messenger RNA. RefSeq lists its product as uncharacterized. Gene Ontology annotation, molecular function: phosphatidylinositol binding. The transcript has a single exon. The record is from RefSeq and is a predicted model, not a curated record. Lineage: Eukaryota; Fungi; Ascomycota; Pichiomycetes; Serinales; Debaryomycetaceae. Gene Ontology annotation, cellular component: intracellular membrane-bounded organelle. Bases 1 to 2904 code for a protein of 967 amino acids.
AUGAUACCGUUAGCACUUGGAUUUAUUCUUGCAAUCGUUGGGUACUUUUAUAUUACGAUUAAAUGGCCAUCACCUCAUGACUCAAGGACUAAUAAAACACAUCGAUUCCAUUUCACCUGUCGUAGCCGAUGGGAAAGAGAAACUGAGCUAUUCCGAAAGGGACAUCUGAAAGGAGACCUUAGAUCCGAGGCGAUUUCAGAACCCUUAUCACAGUUGAUAAGUUUGAUUAUCAAUGAGUUUGUCAACUCUUGGUUUUCCACAAUCAGCUCAUCUACCUUGUUUGCCGACGAUAUUGAGUCUGAGGUCUCAUAUGUUAUCCAGGGCCUCACCAGGAAGCUUCAGAAACUAGACUUUGCAAAACUCAUUACUUUGAAAUUCCUACCCUUGUUCAACAACCACUAUGUAGCUUUUAUAGAGGCUCAGAAACGGCGACAGAAUAAUGAUCUGGGAAAUUCAAGCGAGGAUGAUUAUAUGGAGCUACUCUCAACUUUCAAUGAUGGAAACUUGCAUGUGGGAGUAACAGUCGAGCAAAUGGAAACAAGGGAAGCAAAUUUUCGAGAGAAAUCGUACUUGAGAGGUCAAAUGAGAAAACUCAUAUCCAAGGUACUUUCAGAUGGCGAAAAAUCGAAUGAGGUUGUGGCAAUGUUGGUCACCGAGAUUUUAGCCUGUACAAUAUUGGACAAUAUUUUCAAUUUAAUAACUGAUGCCGAUUUUAUAAAUAUGCAAUUUGUCAAGUUUAUCGGUGACAGUUUGAUGCGCAGAAACCAGGUGAAGGAGUUGCGAUCUGCUUUGGAAGAGCAUACAAUGUCGUCGAUUGCUUCGAAGACAAGUGUCCCUGACCGUACCAUGAACGAGGUAGAGCAGGAUUUGAAAGACAUUUUCGUACAAGACGAGUUCAAAGAAGACACGGUAGUUCACCGUAACAAGGAGUCUAUACAGUCUGCUCAAUUGGAAAAGCUUGUUGGUGUGCUCAAAUCACCUGGUGAACUGGCUACCUUCACGCGGUAUUUAAGUAGCAAAAACAAGUCGCAUUUGUUAGAAUUUUGGACAAAGGUGGAGCAGUCAAAGUCUCCGUUGCUGGAAAAUUCUCAAACCCCAGAGGCUUUAAAUCUCACGGCGCAAGAGUGCAUAUACAUGAAAGAAAAAUACUUUGAUUCCGGUCUCAUUCAUAUUGAUGAUGCGGUUUUGGGGAAAUUCAAACAAUUGAAUUCAAGCGAGUUCAUGGCUGACUCUCGGUGCCCUCUGGAUUGCAAGGAUGCUCUUUUGCAUUUGCAAAAGGAGGUAUUCGUGGAAUUACUGACUGAAUUUUAUUCAAGUUUCUCCAAGUCAGUGGAUGCUAACCAUGAAAGUUGGAGGAUUACGGCUGAAGACGACAAAGAUGUUAUUAACCAGAUUGACUACAAACUUGCUGCAAUAAUGAGUGACCAAAAGUCUCUUGCGUCGGAAAAUAUUUCUGCAGAGGUGGGUAGCCCGCACUCAAUGUCCGAUCUCAAAGACCGUGCAGUAUUUAAUAGAAAUGAUCGGUAUUCGAGACUAUUUGAGGAUGAUGAGGUAUCUUCAGACGAUGACGAAGACUCGGAUGGCUUAGACACUGACACCGAUUCAGUGAUUUUGAAGGAAGGUAGUGAGAGUAUGGAAUUAGCAGGACCUGGUAAUUUGAAUUUGACUGAGAAAAUACCUCAAAUUGAAAAUGAAAUUGACAAUCUUCAACGGCAGCUCCUCUACCUUGAACCACUAAUAAGUAAAGCCCAAUUGACGAACAAUCAAUCGAAACUAAAAGUGUUGCUUAAAUCGAGAAAUGGUGUACAAAGAGACAUUGCUUUUAAGGAGUUACAGAAACAGCAGUAUAUUGUUCAAGAGAGCGACAAUAGUUUGUUUGGCAAAUCCAAAGUUACAAUACUGUCGAUUGUUCACCACAGUGAAAAGACCAAGGAGUUUGUGUUGUACAUUAUUGAGGUUCAGAAAUUUUCAACUGAAGAGCCCAACGUCGUCAAGGCUGGCUGGGUUGUUGCAAGAAGAUACAGUCAAUUCCACAGAUUGCAUGGGUAUUUAAAACGUCGUUAUCCUCAAGUUUCAGCGCUAAGUUUCCCACAAAAAUCGAUUCAAGUUUUGAAAUUUCAGCAAAAGAAUAUCACUGAGAAUAGGAGACGUCAACUUGAAGUUUACUUGAGAUCGCUCAUUGAAAUACCUGAAGUUUGCUCAGAUAUGGCAUUUAGGUCCUUUUUAUCUUCAGAGAAUUUUCAAUUGGGAAGGUAUCAGCGAUUUGACGGACCCAGAAAAUUAUCAGCGUUAUUUGGGUACAAGUGGUAUUUGGGUUCUUCCGGGAAUAGGGCUAUGGCAUACAAUCAGACACUUACGCUGCCGGAUGGCAGUGGUGAAGUAUUGGAGAAUAGGCGAGUGAUGGAGAAAGAGUUGCUUCAGUUUGACGAAAAGCCAACAAAUAAACCACUUUUUAUUGAGCCUAUAUGUGACAUGAUAAUCACCCUUUUCAACCUCCAUUGGUUAAAGGGCAGGGCGUUGGUUGUAAUUCUUCAACAGUUUUUUGGAACUGCUGUUGAGAAUAAAGUUUAUGAGGUUGUCCAUACUCAUUUGAAUAAAGGUAGUGUUGACAACUGGUUGAGGAUAUUACGUGAACGGCUUUUCCCUGAUGGAAAAUUUAAAUUGGAACCAGAGGUGAGAACGACACUGCAAAAGCUCCAGACCUACAAUGAUGCAAAACAGCUAUUCGACACAUUUAUGACCGAGACUUGGUCAAGGGUUUUUGGGACUGAAAACACCACCACAGCCGCAUCUACCCUAUUUCUGAUGUUGCAGAUCAAUCAGUUGAAUAAACAUUUAUUGUUUCAAAUCCUUGAUGAAAUUUUGCAGAAAUUAUCAGAUGAGGAGAGGACAUGGGGAGCAUAA